This is a messenger RNA of Rotaria socialis, 2022 nucleotides long. Lineage: Eukaryota; Metazoa; Rotifera; Eurotatoria; Philodinida; Philodinidae. The record is from the annotation of a GenBank genome assembly.
AUGGGUACAAGUCUUAGUACUCGUAAUUUAAUUCAAUAUACACAAUCAUUAUUUACAUUUAUUUGUGGUAGUAUAUGUUUAUUUUUACUUUCAAUUCUAACCUAUGUAACACUACGAAAACAUUUAAUACCAAUAUCACAUCUUAUUAUUCCAAUAUCUCUUGGUUUUCCGCCACUGCUGAAUUCGAAACCAGAUUUUAAUUUUCUAAAACCACCAACAAAUAUUCCAUCGUAUCUUGUUAGCUACGUCAAUCUAAGUGAUACAAUGUAUGAUCGAUAUCCACUUGAUAUAUCAUCGCAUAUAUAUCGUAUUGAACUUAGUUGUGAUUCACCACGUUCAUAUAGAAAUCGACAACUUGGAUCAUUCUAUGUGCAAUUAAUAUUAUAUUCAACUUCGAACGAAAUUAUUAUUGAACAUUCUCGUGUAAUUUUAUUUCCAUAUCAAUCAGAUAUAAUUCGUUUAGUACGAACAAUUAUUUUUUUACCAUUAUCAAUAUUUCGUAUCGGUUAUGAUCGAUGGCAUUUAAAAGAAAUAUUAAUUGAUCGUUUAACUAACCAUGAAAAAUCAAAACGUUUUGUUGAAAUCAUUCAAUUAAAUAUUGUUCCGUCAUCAUUUCAAAUCGAUCGUUGUUCAAUUCAUUUUAACAUACGAGAUUUAACUGGUCUUGCCUAUUUCUUUAUAAUAAAUGUGAAUAUGUAUGAACAUAAAUGUAAAGGUUGUUUAAUUGAUUCGACACACGGCAAAUUACAAAAGAAAAAAGAUGCUUUACUUGAAUUUAUAUUUGCUGAUAAUUCAUUAUGUUUAACAGUUAGUGCACAAAACGUGAAUAUAAUUACGUAUACAUUAAGUAAAGAUACGAUGUGCUCAGCUGUUUCGAAUGUAUUAAAUAGUGAAUUACUUUUUAUUAAUUUAAUUGGAAAAAAACAACUAAAAAUAUCUGCAAUAGGCAGAAAUAAAGUACUUGAAUUAAAGGCUAUUCUUGAUUGUUUAAUAAAUAAAGAUUUAGAUGCAUAUCAAAGGCAUGUAGAAAAUUUUUGUGCAAAUUCCAUCAGUUCAAAUAACACAUCAAAAAAUGAAGCCUCGAGAAUUAAUCUUAGUAGAAGCUCAACUCAUAACAAUUCAAGUUUACUAUCAGAUACAGCAAGUAGAAAACAGCCAAAAAUGGAUAAAAUGAAACAUACGAAUAAAUGCUUGGAAAAUGAUGAAAACUUUCAACCGAUGACGUCAAAUACAUCGAAAACAAUUGAAAAGAAAAGAAAUGCACUUUACAGUGCUUCGAAUUUUUAUGCUCAUCCACAACAUCACGAUGAUGAAAAUGAUCCUCAUUCUAUUGAUGACGAAAAUAUUGACCAUAGUACACAAAUUCAAUCCCAAUCACGAAAACGAUCCACUGAAACAAUACCGUCGAUGCGUUUUCAACAUGCAACAAAUACGACGUCGCCGUAUUUCUUUCAGAGAGCAGACAAUAAACUAAAACGACAUAUAUCAAAUGGUGAAUCACGAAUGAGUCUUCUAUCAAAUAUUCAUUCGAAGCCGCUGCAUAGUAAUGCACGUCUUUGGAAUGAUGACGACGAUAAGAAUGACUUAUUAUGGGAAGGUCAUGAUUCGGCAUAUUCAACAAAAUAUCUUGAUAAUUCAACAUUAAUUGAUUUAUCACUAUCAAAAUCAGCAACAUCAUCUAUAAAUUUACGGAAAAAAGGUUUAAAAAAUAUUGGUGCUACUUGUUAUAUGAAUUCUAUACUGCAAUGUUUAUUAAAUAUUGAUCCAUUUCGUUAUGAUUUAAUGGUUACAAAUUCUGAAUUAAUAACAUCAUCAUUACUUGACGAAAAUACAAUUUAUCUUUGUGUUUUGAAAAUACUUGCUCUUUUGCAAGAUCGUCAAUCAACACAAUCGCAACAUAGUACAACAACUCAGAUAACCGAUGAUGAACGAACGGUUGAAUCUCAAGCAUUAAUUAAUUUAAAGAAAGCCGUUGAAAAACAUUCAGGCAAUUUUCUUGGCUCACGUCAACAAGUAAGUUAG